Messenger RNA from Auxenochlorella protothecoides, 267 nucleotides. RefSeq lists its product as hypothetical. The transcript has 2 exons. Gene Ontology annotation, cellular component: dolichol-phosphate-mannose synthase complex; endoplasmic reticulum membrane. Gene Ontology annotation, molecular function: enzyme regulator activity. Gene Ontology annotation, biological process: GPI anchor biosynthetic process. NCBI's taxonomy places the organism in Eukaryota, Viridiplantae, Chlorophyta, Trebouxiophyceae, Chlorellales, Chlorellaceae. The coding region runs from base 1 to 267 and encodes 88 amino acids. The record is from RefSeq and is a predicted model, not a curated record.
AUGAAGAGUAUGGGACAGCGACUCCUGUCCUGGUCGCUGCUCCUCCUCCUGCUGGCUGGCUAUGCGUACUACACCGUCUGGAUCCUGCUGACACCGUUUGUGGACAAGGACCAGCCCGUGUUCGCGUACUUUCCGUCCGCCCACUACGCCACUGCGCUCCCUCUCUAUGCCAUUCUCGUGCUCCUAGCCUGUUCCCUGCUGGCAGUGGGGUACAUCAUCUGCUCCGAACAACUGAAGAGGUGCGCGCGCGGUGUGGAAAUGUGGUGA